AUGGCUAUUGGUCAUUCGUCAGCUUUGCUCUCCAUGGAAGAGUGUCUAACAAUUACCACUCUGCAGCCAAAUUCAGCAAGACACAAAAUGGAAUUCGUGGAUGAGACCAGGAAGGUCAUCUAUGAGGCUGUUGCUUUGGAUAGUGGCCUGGAUGAGAUAGAUCCCGACCCAGAGUCACCCAUCCUGUCCGAUCAGUCGCUACUGCAAGGGUUCAGUCAAUCUUCCAUCUCAGAGACCCCAAAUGGCCAGGAAAACCCACGGCGAUUUCCUUCACGGAAGCAGACCUUGCCCGAAUCCCCCCGUCUUUCAGAGACAGCAUCGGAGGCUCUAUCCCCUCACAGAUCGGUUCAGCUGCCUGAAACCGUCUCCUCUUCAGAAGGACAUGCACGUGAAUGUUCUCCCACCGACCGCUUCAUCGCGCGGGCUGGGUCCUAUCACCAGCUUUACUACUCCAAAAAUUCAGCAUUCCCAAUCGAAGACCCGGUGGAAGCAGAGCUGUAUCGGCAUUAUGUGCAGAGUCUGGCACCAUGGCUCGACCUAUGUGACCCACUGAGGUCAUUUGAAACCCUGGUUCCUCAAAAUGCAGCAACAUUUCCUCUACUACUCAAGGCUAUCUACUCCUUCUCAGCCCGGCACAAAACCCUGACAGGUUACUUUGAUUCGGUCAGGAGCAGCGAGUAUUACGACGAAUGCCUAACAGAGCUCAGGGAUGUCCUUGCUGCAUAUGACGAAUAUGGAGCAGACGAAAACUUGUUUGCUGCUACGAUUAUCCUGCGGGUCCUUGAAGAAAUUGAUGUUGUGGACAAUGGGACAGAUCAAGAAGCCAAUCUCCUAGGAAUACAUGCGUUUGUAUCAACCGGGUCGUUCUUUGAAAAUCCCAGUCCCCUUAGUAUCGCGUCAUUCUGGGUUGGCCUCCGCCAGGGAAUUUACAAAGCAGUCAUCAACAAACGACCUGUCGGACUGAGUGUAGACCAUAUUCUAGUCGAACAGUCGCUCGCUCGAACGGAUUACCACAGCGUUGCAAACAAUGCGGUGGUCCAUUGCACUCGCGUCCUCAACUUUUGCUUCGAUAAGGGUGGAGUGUGUAACAUGGAGGAAUGGAAUAAGUUAUGGAAAUCGAAUGAAGACUGGGAGAAUGAGCACGCUCCCUUCCAUACACCCAUAUUCAAGGCACCCGAUGAUGUUCCCUUCCCACAGAUAUGGUAUCAUCAGAGUUGCCAAGUGAUCGGGGUACAGCAUCAUCUCUUAGCCAAGUCGUACUUGAUCCGGUUCAGGCACAAGUUCUCAGCGACUGGUACACGUCACCAGUCUACUCUAGCCAAAAGGAGAGCUGAGGAAAUCAAUGGACUCCUCCGGGCAUGUUCACAGCCUGCAUGGCCAUUUCCGCUUGUGAGUCUUUGGGCAUUUUGCAUCGGCGCUAGUUUCACCCAGCGGAAGGACCAGGAGGCCAUGAUCGACAUACUCCGAAAGACAGAGAAAGAUCAUGCUCGUCCAACCAAGUCGGUGCAGGAAGACAUGAUGAAGGCUUGGGGCUGGUCUGCUUCCACGUGGACUCCGACGCAGGUGCCCCCAUGGCCGGAUACGACGCAGUAUGCGACGAACUUGAACAUGAACGACAGCAUGGGUUACCAGCAGGCUUAA
Neurospora tetrasperma FGSC 2508 is the source of this 1641-nucleotide messenger RNA. RefSeq lists its product as uncharacterized. The record is from RefSeq and is a predicted model, not a curated record. Gene Ontology annotation, biological process: positive regulation of transcription by RNA polymerase II. The coding region runs from base 1 to 1641 and encodes 546 amino acids. Lineage: Eukaryota; Fungi; Ascomycota; Sordariomycetes; Sordariales; Sordariaceae. Gene Ontology annotation, molecular function: transcription cis-regulatory region binding; DNA-binding transcription factor activity. The transcript has 7 exons. Gene Ontology annotation, cellular component: nucleus.